This is a messenger RNA of Musa acuminata AAA Group (dessert banana), 1946 nucleotides long. RefSeq names its product probable LRR receptor-like serine/threonine-protein kinase At1g05700. Lineage: Eukaryota; Viridiplantae; Streptophyta; Magnoliopsida; Zingiberales; Musaceae. The transcript has 9 exons. The coding region runs from base 41 to 1723 and encodes 560 amino acids. The record is from RefSeq and is a predicted model, not a curated record.
GCCCAAAAGAGGCUCUUCUUCUUCGUAGUCUCCACCUUCCAUGGCUAAGCACCUCAAGACCUCCCUUCUCUUGCUGCUUCCACUACUUCCUCUCCUCGUCGCAACUGUUUCAGCUGGUGUGUUCCUCAGCAUCGACUGCGGAUCUUCGGAAUCGUUCAUCGACGAAAGUAACAUCAAAUGGGUAGGCGACAACUCGUACAUCGGGCACGGCCGAAGCUUCGUCUUCAGGAACCGCGGUUUGCUCUCGCGGGCCAUGACCACACUCAGAGUCUUCGAGUCGAGGAGGAAGAGCUGUUACCGGAUCGACGUUAGCGGCGGCGGACGAGUGCUCGUCCGUGCCAGCUUCAACUACGGGAACUACGACGGGAAGUCAUUUCCUCCAAGCUUCGGUCUGCAGUUCGGCGCCAACGACUGGGACACGGUGGUGACGUCGCUGGAUCAGCCGGUCUCGCACGAGGCGAUCUACGUGGUGAGCGGCGACGCCACCAGCGUGUGCGUCGCCCUGACGCUGACGAACCAGUUCCCGUUCGUGUCCACCAUCGAGGUCAGGAGCUUGGAGUGGAGCAUGUAUGCCCAUGUCGACCCCAGCCGUGCGCUAUUCCUGCGAAGAAGGGAAGCCUUUGGUGCACAGCAAAUCGUGAGGUACGAGGAUGAUGUCUAUGACCGUAUAUGGACCCCAAGCAUAAUAUCGAACGGGUUGACGGUACUCGCAAGUGAUACAAGCUUCAACGUCGCGGCUUUAAAGGAUAAGCCCCCAGCGUUGGUGCUACAGACUGCAGUAGCACCCACCCAACUAUCGAGCUUGUCGAUUCCUCUCGCUUAUCUAUCAACAUCCACCGUGCCAAUCUACGUGAACAUGUACUUCUCGGAGAUGUCCGAGCUAGAGGCCACUCAGAUGCGUUCCUUCGAGAUCUAUGUCGACGGCGUGCAUGUUUCAGCACCUGUAAGCCCGCCUUAUCAGGAUUUCAUCGAGUUAUCCUUUGCUAACAUUACAGCAAACUCCAACACAGCCAUCGAGUUGAGGCCCACGGCUGACUCCACGCUUCCGCCAAUCAUCAGCGCCAUGGAGGUUUUCCUUGUCAGUGCGGCUCUGAGCAAUGGAACCAAUGCAGACGACGUGAACGCACUCGGGACUCUGCAACGUCAGUUCAAGGUCCUCCGGGACUGGAAUGGCGAUCCCUGCCUCCCAUUCUCCUACAACUGGGAAUGGGUGAGAUGCAGCUCCGAUGAAAGACCUAGAAUCACAGAACUAAAUCUAUCCGGAUUUGGACUUACUGGAGUUCUGCCCAACUUCGGUGCAUUAACUGCCCUGGAAACUGUAGAUCUGCACGAUAACUCCUUGAGUGGGGAGAUUCCAGAUUUCUUAGGCAAUUUGCCCAACCUACGAAAACUAAACUUGGCUUACAACAACUUCAGUGGAUCGAUACCCUCCUCGCUGACGCAGAACACCAAACUUGACUUGCAGGUUUCCGGUAAUCAAGACUUGCGCUGCUCUGGCCGAUCAUGCAGCGGCUUUGCUGAAAGGACGAGAGGCAGCGACUCCUCCUGGGAGCGGCAGAAGGGAGGGAAAGGCAAGGUAUUGGUGUUGGGACUCGUCCUUCGCUUUGCCCUUGUCGUUGGCCUUCCUUUCGGCAUCGUUUUUGGCGCUGUAGUCUUGUUCGUGCACUACCACCGCCGAAUGAAUCGAGAAGAUGCCUCCCCCCUAAGAGCGACACCGGGUUAGCGCAGCAGGAGGUGAAAUAGCUAUUCCUGUUACGGAUACCAACGAAGAGAGGAGCAUUAUUUAUGGUUAUGUGGAGCUGCAUCGAGACACUCAGAUUUAUAUAGUUUUAAGUUUAAGCAAAAAACAAAUAAUAAAGUUAUUUAAAAAUAUUUCAAACUUUAUUAUAUGCUGCUGCGGUUGUGAACACGUGGAAAAUAUAUUACACGAAUAGUUAACUUUAUUA